CUGCGUUUGUUUUCCUCGCGUUCGCGUAUCAUCAUUCGUUGUGUUCGUUGUGGUGGCAGUUUUGUGCGUCGUCGAAGAAAAGUUUCAAUUUUGCAGCACCUUUGCAAAUCGUAAUUAGGUUUCGGGGAUCGAGACCAACCCGCGAGAGUCAAAAUUUUCCCCGAAAGGCAUUUCGUUUCGCGGUCGCGACGUCCGAAAAGUGUCCGUAAAUGUGGCGCAGCAGCAGCAGCAGUGAAAAUGACCGAAAUCCUACAGCAAGACAUCCAGCAGCUGCUGGAAUACUUCUCCAAGAAUCUGUACCGUGCGAAGGAGUGCGAAGUUGGCGAUGAAAUCGUGCAUCGAUGUGGAGUAUUGAUGCGAAUGGACUACAGCGUAGUCGAUAUCCCGAACCCGAACGGUGAACUCUCAGCCCAUUACCCCGCAAAAUUGCUAAUCCCAGAGCAGGAAGUCAAGAGGGUCUACCCUUUCGGGCAGAACGUCACCGAUACCUACGGCGAGUACCAUCCAAAGGAAGCUUCCAAUCCGAGCGCUCCGCGAAAUGGGGGCAGUUCGGAUUCUAGAGCUUCCCCACCGAACCGGGAUCAGGUGAUUGUCGAUGGAAAACUGGACGCCCAGCGGUUACGGUAUUUGAUUUUGAGGGCACGCCUGGCACGAUGUCGUGCACGCUUUCCACUGCCAGUUAUUCUGUACAACGGGAAAUACAUCUGUCGAUCGGCCACUCUGUCCGGAGGGCCGGAAAUCUACGGGCGGUCCGGAUUUGAAUACUUUGCGUACGCAGCGGAAGCCACACCACCGGAACCGGGAGAUGAAGCGUACGAGGCGCAAGAAGAAUCCUCAUCGGACGAACCAGAUUCCAAGGACUGGCCCCUGUUCGGGCGGUUGCGCCGGAAAGACAUCCGACUGUUGAAAGCGCUCAACGUCGGCACCAUCAUCGAUUUCAUGGUGGAGAACAAAAAAGUGAAGUUCUGGUUGAACGUGACGUCGUCGGAGAAAGUGGACAAAGAGAAUCGGUAUAGCUUUUUCAAAAUACUUGCACUGCCUUAUCCCGGUUGCGAAUUCUUCCGGGAGUACCGUGACAACAACUGCCACGGGGAGGGACUGAUAUUCGACUGGAAUCAAUCGUACGUGGAUGCGGGAAUACGGGUUCCGGACGAUUCCGUCACUGCUCAGCUGAACAUCGACUGGACCAACUACAAACAGUGGGAUUUGGUGAAGAUCACUCAGAACUACCUCCGACUGCUGCUCAAGUAUCUACAGGAGAGCAGUUCGGGGAUAUUGGUUCACUGUAUCAGCGGUUGGGACCGAACGCCACUCUUCGUUUCGCUGUUGAGGAUUUCCCUCUGGGCGGAUGGUGCAAUUCAUCAGUCGCUGGAUGCGGCACAGAUGCUCUAUUUCACGAUUGCGUACGAUUGGCUGCUGUUCGGUCACAACCUGCCCGAUCGGUUGAACAAGGGCGAGGUCAUAUUCUACUUCUGUUUUUACAUACUCAAAUAUAUCGUCGACGAGGAAUAUAGUGUCUUAACUCAUAGAUUCCGAAGCCAGCACAGCAGCGGCAGCAGUAGUAUAGACGUAAUCAGAACCGAUAGCGACAGUAUGCUGGACGGUUUGCUGUUGGAUGGCGAGAGCCGUGGUUCCAGUGUCUCGCUGAACUCGGUGUCCAGUUAUACAAGCGGGAGAAGCUCUUCGAUGCACGAUACGCAAACGUGCGUCAGUGCCGGGAUCGGAUUAACCGGUGGUGCAGCAAGCAAUAGUAUAGCAAUCGCAAACUGCGUCGGCAAUGGGAGGCAUGGUGGUGCACACAGUUGUAAUGGAGACGAUAGUGUUAACUCGUACAAUGGCAAUAACGGAUUUGCAGCGCAUAGUCAUGAAAGUAGUAGCAGUAUUGGAUGCAUAUCUCAUGAUAGCUCGAAUCACAAUAUUCAAUGGUCACCUCAACCAAGAAGAACUAGUCCUGUAACAGUGCCAAGUGCUAAUAGACUAAGACAACGUCAAGAAUCGUCGUCGUCACUGUCGGUCGGAAGCUGGCAAAUGAUAACCGGCACCGGAAGUUACCGCAGUGCCGAAUCGGUAAACGAAAUGCAUUCCCAUCUGCAGCAGAAUCCUGGACACAACUGUCCCAAUCAUUCAAACCCCCAGCCUAACCAUCAUCACCACCAUCAGCAGCAACAGCAACAAAAUCAGAACUACAACACUAAUCAACCCAGUAGCAAUCAUUCGUCGCUGUUUCAUCUAGCGGGUGGCAGCACUCCAGGACCAUCGAACAGUGCUUCCACGCCAAACGCUAACCAACAUCAUCCCAGUCAAACGACCAGUUGCUGUACGAUCAUUGACGGCGAGUACUACCCAAGCCAGCUGGAUCUGUACGCCAUACGACGUGAACGCCUCACGCAGCUCCGGACGCUGUUCUACAACUGUUACUUCUCAACGAUUGCAUUCAAGUUCAAUUCCGGCCCGGACUCCGCCCUCGGCAGCCUGCUGGGAAACUUUGCCGAAAAGGUCGGACUGGCGAGUCGAACACCCGUCUAGAGGGAAAAAACGUUCUUAAACUAAUUCGGACCGCGAACGCGUUUGUCUUCCGUUCUAACAAAACAUUACCUAGUGACAAAGAAAGAACAAAGUCUGCCUCUCUCUCUCAGUGUGAUUUGUUCAAAUAUCCCCUAUACGUAUCCAAACGCAUUGUUGGAGGAGCUUGACCCGAACCCCGAACCCGAAGCAUAUUAAUGAUGUUACUGAUUUUUUAGUCAAACUGUCGACACUGAAGAAAGUAAAUGGAAAUAUAGUUAAACACGACGACACAAUAACACCUACCGCAGUGGUGUUCAUUUCUCAGAUAUUCAAACGUAACUGUAAUACUAUUCAAACACGUAACGGCGAUUUUUUGAACGAAAUCUUAAUCGAUCUUAGCGUAUAUCUAGGGUUCAUUUGAUCGGCGACUCAUGAUGACAGAUUGUUCGAAUGAUUGCAGCGCCAGAGCGAGUCGCUUUUUAAAGUUAUAGGUUAUUAAUGUUGUUGAAACUGUAUUACAUUUUUUUUUUUUGAAAGGAAUUUAUGUUAAUUUGAUUUGUUUUUUUUUUAAUGAGAAGAACAAACGUGCUAGAUGAUUUUAUAUUUACUCAUUUUACCUUUUGUCAAACUUUAACUCGCAUACUGACAGACGAAAAAAACGAAACAAUAAGAAUUUUCCAGUAAUAGACGGUCAUCCCUGUGUGAACAUACACACAUUUAUCAGGAAACAUAUUGCAAACAAUAAAUGAAAAAUGCAUUUAAA
Molecule: messenger RNA, 3268 nt
Organism: Aedes aegypti (yellow fever mosquito)
Lineage: Eukaryota; Metazoa; Arthropoda; Insecta; Diptera; Culicidae
Gene: EDTP
Product: myotubularin-related protein 14
Exons: 7
Coding region: 238-2526 (762 amino acids)
Biological process (GO): dephosphorylation
Molecular function (GO): phosphatidylinositol-3-phosphate phosphatase activity
Source: RefSeq, a predicted model, not a curated record